CCGGCACAACUGUCAACAUGGCGAGCGCGGAGGUGGACGAGCUGUUCGACGUCAGGAAUUCCUUCUCCAUCGGGAAUUACCAGCACUGUAUCAACGAGGCGCAGAAGCUACAGGUCAGCUCACCAGAGCUGCGACUGGAGAGAGAUAUCUUCCUCUACCGCGCUCUCAUAGGUCAGCGCAAGUAUGGAGUGGUUCAGAGUGAAAUAAAGGCAUCAGCUCCACCUCCACUGCAAGCUUUAAAGUUGCUGGCUCAGUACUUCCAGUUUCCCAGCAACAGGGUAACCAUCGUGAACGACCUGGAGUCUCAACUGAGCGGCAAUGUCGAUCUGUCCAACACCGCCCUCCUCAUUGUGGCUGCAACCAUCUACUGCCAUGAGGAUAACUAUGAGGGAGCUCUUCGUGCCCUCAGUCAGUCAGAUGCCCUUGAGUGCCGUGCCUUGAUGGUGCAGACUUACCUUAAGAUGGAACGUCUUGAUGCUGCCCGGAAGGAGCUGAAGACUCUCCAAGAGAAGGAUGAUGAUGCAACACUCACACAGAUGGCUCAGGCUUGGACCCACAUUGCAACGGGAGGAGAGAAAUUGCAAGAUGCCUACUACAUUUACCAAGAGUUGUUGGAUAAGAAUGUCAGCACAGCCCUUCUCCUGAAUGGCCAGGCAGUGUGUUUCCUUGGCCAGGCAAAAUACGAAGAGGCCGAGAGUGCCCUUCAAGAAGCACUCGAUAAGGACCCGAGCAACCCUGACACCCUCAUCAACUUGAUGGUCCUUGCACACCACACAGGGAAACCGCAGGAGGUUGCCAACCGAUAUUUAGUGCAGUUGCGAGACGAACAUAAGGGCCACAAGUUCGUAGAAGACAUCACAACCAAGGAGGAUGAUUUCAACCGUUUGGUUAAGCAGUAUGCAGCAUAAACAGUGGUUCUUGAUACAUAUAAUCAUUCACUCUUCCCUUCUGAUAUAUUUUUGUGAACACUUUUAUUUUGAAAGAUAAUUCAUAUAGAGCAUAUGUAAAAAUCCUGUGUAUUUGUUUUGAGAUCAUUGUUUUUCUUUAUCUUUAUUUUAUUGUAGAUUUUUUUAAAGAUAUUUCAUUACUAUAACAAAAACUGAGGACAUGUUUUACGGAUGGCUAAGGAAAUAUUGGCAUUUUGUGCCACAUUCCAAAAUAGUGUGUUGUUAUAUUUAUGAAUAAAAUGUAAAACUAAA
Messenger RNA from Penaeus indicus, 1199 nucleotides. RefSeq names its product coatomer subunit epsilon-like (gene epsilonCOP). The transcript is spliced from 6 exons. The record is from RefSeq and is a predicted model, not a curated record. Lineage: Eukaryota; Metazoa; Arthropoda; Malacostraca; Decapoda; Penaeidae. Gene Ontology annotation, biological process: retrograde vesicle-mediated transport, Golgi to endoplasmic reticulum; endoplasmic reticulum to Golgi vesicle-mediated transport; intra-Golgi vesicle-mediated transport. The coding region runs from base 18 to 908 and encodes 296 amino acids. Gene Ontology annotation, cellular component: COPI vesicle coat. Gene Ontology annotation, molecular function: structural molecule activity; protein binding.